AUGAAAUUAUCUGAUGAGCAGGAAUUUGGGAACAUUGAGUCUCCAAUGUACUCCAGGCUUCGACAUUUUUUUGCUACUAUUUAUGGCAGGAUGCACGUGAAAGCAUCUGCACAGCCAAUUGUCGUCUCUCUUCCACUUUGCCAUUAUGAUGAUACUGAAUCUGCUAAAGCAUCAAGAAGGCAACUAAAAGAUGCAAUCUACACAGCUUUGUUUGACAUGAACGUUCCAGCUGUUUGUGCCAUUAAUCAGGCAACUUUAGCCCUGUAUGCAGCACGGCGAACUUCGGGAAUUGUUGUUAAUAUUGGUUUUCAUGUCACAUCUGUUGUUCCAAUUUUACAUGGUAAAGUAAUGCGCAUGGUGGGCGUGGAAGUCAUGGGCAUGGGAGCAUUAAAAGUAACAGGAUUUCUUAGAGAACAGAUGCAGCAGAAUAAUAUUAGUUUUGGAUCUCUCUACACUGUUCGCACAUUGAAAGAGAGACUAUGUUAUGUAGCUGCUGAUUAUGAUGCUGAGCUGUGUAAAGAUACUCGAGCAUCAUUGGAACUCCCAGGAGAAGGAUGUUUCACCCUUUCAAAAGAGCGCUUUAAAACUGGGGAGGUCUUAUUCCAGCCACGUAUUGCUGGAGUGCGUGGAAUGGGUUUGCAGCAGGCAGUAGCUCUUUGCAUGGACCACUGUCAUGCUGCGGAAUUAACUGGAGAAGAUGCUUGGUUCAAGACUAUAGUUUUGUCAGGAGGGACUGCAUGUCUACCGGGACUUGCAGAAAGGCUAGAGAAGGAAUUGCAUGGAGUUCUUCCCCCAUCAAUUUCUAACGGAAUAAGAGUCAUUUCUCCUCCUUAUGGUGUAGACAGUGCGUGGUUCGGGGCAAAGCUUAUUGGCAAUUUGAGCACCUUUCCUGGUUCCUGGUGUGUGACGAAAAAACAAUUUAGACGGAAGUCCAGAUUUAACCUAGCAUGGUGA
Dovyalis caffra is the source of this 954-nucleotide messenger RNA. The record is from the annotation of a GenBank genome assembly. NCBI's taxonomy places the organism in Eukaryota, Viridiplantae, Streptophyta, Magnoliopsida, Malpighiales, Salicaceae.